AAUGGGAGCCUUCCUCUCAAAGGUGUGGUGCUUUGCUGCACUUCGCUCGCGCAGGAAGUACGUACCAGUCUGGCAGAGGCUGCCGUGUCCAUGGGAGCCGUCCAUAAGCUGGACCUUACCUCGGACGUGACACAUCUUAUUGUCGGAUCGAUCACAACCCCCAAGUACCGAUACGUUGCAAAGGAACGUCCCGACAUCCGCGUGCUUGCGCCCAGCUUCAUUGACGCGAUCCGACAUGAGUGGAUGAAGGGAGGUGCCGUGGACGUGGAAACGCUGCUGGACCAACAUACCUUACCGCCUUUCUCGGGAUUGAUGAUCUGCCUAACGGGCUGGCAGGAUCUAGAAACCAGACGGAGAUUCGAGGAGACGAUACGUAAGAACGGCGCGACGUACAACGCCGAUCUGGUCAAGCAGGUCACGCAUCUGAUCGCCGCGAAACCCGAAGGCGCGAAAUACACACACGCGAAGCAGUGGGGCAUCAAAGUGGUCGGGUUGCGUUGGUUCGAGGACAGUUUGAAAAGAGGUAUGGCGCUGGAUGAAAGUCUUUAUCAGGCGGAGAUGCCGGAGGAGACACAAGGGAAGGGAGCCUAUCGAACAGAACCGAAGAAACCACUUGUAAAGAGAGGACGGGAGACAGACCUCGCAGCGGGUAUUGAGGAAGCCGGAAGAAGAAAGUUGAGAAAAGUGGCCAGUAUGCGGCUGGAUCAGCACAGUCAGGAUCUGUGGAAGAGUGUGUCGGAGCAUGAGGUCCAGGUCGAGACGACGGAGAUCGAUGUGUGGAACGAGGAGAGUCAGACGAUGCAAAACCACGCGCCUGCAGGCGAACAACAAACCAAGCGCGGCACGGAGUCAUUGCGAACAUCGCGAAAUGGACCAUCAGAUGCAGGAGAGAGCCUUCUCUCUGGAAUUUAUAUCCUUCUCCACGGCUUCGACAAGCUCAGACGUGAGCGUCUGAUGCAUUUUCUGGAACCGAACGGAGCCAUUGUUGUCGACUGCCACGAUGCGUUGGCGAGAGCGUCAGAAAACCAAUCUUUCCAUUCACGAAUACUGCUCGUACCGCAUGCAGAUCAGGAGAAGCUUCCUGACGUUCCUCCUGCCACCACUGUGGCGACUGAAUGGUGGGUUGAGCGUUGUGUCCACCACAAGCGGAAUCUCGAUCCGGAUCAGGACCCAUUGAGCCAGCCCUUGGGUCAAGUUACAGUGUCUGGAUUCUCAGGCGUGGCAAUCACGACGACUGGAUUCGACAAUGUGGAUCUGCGACAAACGGCUGAAGCAGUGAAGCUGAUGGGCGCAACGUACCAGGAGCAGCUGUUACCAUCGACAUCGGUGUUGGUGUGUGGUGAUAAGCUGGUGAGGAAGGAGAAAGCGUUCUACGCCUCGAAGCACAACAUUCCUGUCGUAUCUGCGAAAUGGCUCUGGGAAUCGUUGCGUUUGAAAACAAAGGCUCCGUUCGACGGGUAC
Messenger RNA from Zymoseptoria tritici IPO323, 1461 nucleotides. RefSeq lists its product as uncharacterized. The transcript has 2 exons. Gene Ontology annotation, biological process: mitotic G2 DNA damage checkpoint signaling; DNA replication initiation; mitotic DNA replication checkpoint signaling. The annotation marks the transcript as partial. Lineage: Eukaryota; Fungi; Ascomycota; Dothideomycetes; Mycosphaerellales; Mycosphaerellaceae. The record is from RefSeq and is a predicted model, not a curated record.